This is a messenger RNA of Oncorhynchus mykiss (rainbow trout), 1495 nucleotides long. The record is from RefSeq and is a predicted model, not a curated record. Lineage: Eukaryota; Metazoa; Chordata; Actinopteri; Salmoniformes; Salmonidae.
GGGGGUAUACCCUUUCCUUUCUGUCUGCGAUCACGUGAGAGAGGAGAGGCCGAAAACAGAGCAAUCGAGCCGAGAGUGACUCGGAGAGAGAGAAUCAUUUAGCUGAACCGCUCUUCGUUUACAUGUGCUGAGUACGACAGGACUUGAAAUUGCAUCCGCAACAUGCCGACAUGAACCCUACCGCCGCAAGAAGACACACCCUCCAAAAGAUUUUCGCGACGUUACGAACACAAGCAGCACAGAAAUGGACUCAAGUUCUGCAAGCAGAUCCUGUCCAACCCCAAGUUCACAGAACAUGGAGAGACCCUGACGAUGACCUCUCGUUGUCUCCCCCUCCCCCACACUGCAGAGACCCUGACGAUGACCUCUCGUUGUCUCCCCCACCCUGCAGAGACCCUGACGAUGACCUCUCGUUGUCUCCCCCUCCCCCACCCUGCAGAGACCCUGACGAUGAAGGUUUUAACCCUGAACUGUCCUGGGAAGAAGGAGGAGGCUUACAACCUGGUCAGACGAGGCCUCCGCAACGACCUCCAGAGUCAUGUCUGUAACCUUUUAAAAACACGCCUGGGAUGUGUGACUGAAACGGGAUGCCGUCAAGUGUGUCAGAAAACGUCUGUAAAACCAUUUUUACCUCAUUAUAUGUUGCAAGGAACCACCUAACAAAAUAAAAAUACAUUUAUUGUUACUACUGUAGAGAAUCAGACUGAAAUGUAGUCUAUCCUCUGUCUAUUGGCUUCUCUUCAUAGUCCAGCCUGUCUCAAAAUACAACACUGCCCCUUUAAGGCUGUCCUGGAGGAUGAUUGGCUACCCCAUAGUGGACUAUAAAAUACUGCAAUUCCAACUAAAUGCUUUGAGGUGGUUACGGUAGGCGACUUCAAAGCAAGGUAACUAGCAAAGACAUGCUGAUCAAAAAUUAUCUUGUCUGGUUAAGAUAUUCCGUUAGUUGUCAGUUAGGUUAUUCUAGGAAUAUUUUGAAAGUUAAAGGCCCAAAUUUGAGCUCUUGAGAGGCGUUUUUACAACAGGAGUAUGUAACAUUGGUUUAAUAAAGGCACCCGUUCAUGUGUUGUCGGCCAUUUUGUAGUUAUGAGUGGCGGUGAAAUAGUUCACUAGCCAGGCUACACAAUAGGCUUUGAAUUGACUGUGUCGUCAGUCUGUUGUCUAUCAUUCUUAUUGGUUACCUGCUUCUGCUAGGAUGCUUGCUCUCUCUGUCUCUCUCUCUGUUUCACCACACACACACACACACACACACUCACACUCUCUCACCCGUUUGACAUUAAGUAGCAGAGCCCUGCUCUUGUCUCACUAAAACAGGGCCAUGACUGGCUCACCCACACACACACACAUGAGUGAAAUCUGUGCUGACAUUUCCAGCAGAUAAGGCCCUGCACUGAUAUGUGUUAUCUCAGGCUAGACCCAGCCUCCAGUCAGCACACACACACACACACACACACACAGGCUAGACCCAGCCUCCAGUCAGCACACACACACACACACA